UGUCCAAAGCGUGCCCACGACGUGUUGUAUUAGCCAUGCGUGAGCAUUUGCAGGCGCUGCAGGCGCAGGGCCAGGGACUUAUCGCUUCGGUUCUGCAAAGGAUUCCUCCUGACUUGCGUGCAAAGGCUGCUGAUGCUGCAAACAAAGCGUAUGAUCAAGCAGCACCUCUUAUAGCAAACGCGUACACGGUGGCCGAGCCCCAUGCAGUCCGUGCUGGUGAGGCCCUCGCCAGGGCGCGGCAGCAGUUCAACGCCAGCGUAGCGGAUGUGGACGCCGCGACGCUUGUGGUGGCCACCGUGCUGGCGCUGCUGGCGGUCGGCCUGUUUCUGAGGGUGCUCAGAAGGCUGGCUCGCCCGUUCAUCGAGCGCGGGGUGCUGCCCGUGCUCUUCGACGCGAUUCGGAGCUUGCCGCCGUUGUCUGGCAUCAUUGCCAAGGAGAAGGCCAAGAUGCGUCAGAAGCUGUUGUCGGCACGUGACACCGGUGUGCCGGGCGGCGGGCCCCGCGACACGCUGACCCGCCUGCCGGCGCGCGGCACCCCCGUGGAGGAGGUGGCGGCACGGCUGCAGCGGCGAGCGCUGGCGGACGUGCAGCUGGGCGCCGACGGCGAGUCCCGCCUCAGCGGCGCCGUGUACAUGGCCGCGCACAGCCCGCACCGCCGCCUGCUGGACUCCACAGUGGCCGCCUUCAGCCUCACCAACCCGCUGCACGCCGACAGCUUCCCCAGCGUGCGGCAGAUGGAGGCGGAGGUGGUGGCCAUGACGGCGGGGCUGCUGGGCGGCGGGCCGGCCGGGCCGGCGCCGCAGGUGUGCGGCGCCAUGACGUCGGGCGGCACCGAGUCCAUCCUGUCCGCCGUCAAGGCCUCGCGCGACUACAUGGCGGCGCGCCGGGGCGUGCGGCGGCCCGAGAUGGUCAUUGGCGUGUCGGCCCACGCCGCGUACUGGAAGGCCGCCGAGUACUUCAACAUCAAGCUGCAUGUGGUGCCUGUGGGGUCCGACUUCCGGCUGCGGGCGGCGGACGUGCGGCCGCGCCUCAACGCCAACACGGUGCUGCUGGUGGCGUCGGCGCCGGGCUUCCCGCACGGCCUGGUGGACGACGUACAGGGCAUUGCCGGGCUGGCGGCGCGGGCGGGCAUCUGCUGCCACGUGGACGCCUGCCUGGGCGGCUUCUGCCUGCCGUUCGUGCGCCAGCUGGGCAGCCGGGUGCCGCCCUUCGACUUCGCCGUGCGCGGCGUCACGUCUAUGUCGGUGGACACCCACAAGUUCGGCAUGGCUCACAAGGGCACCAGUGUGGUGCUGUACCGCCACCCCGAGCUGCGGCAGCACCAGUUCACUCGCAUCACCGACUGGUCGGGCGGUCUGUACAUCUCGCCGGGCCUGGCGGGCAGCCGCAACGGGGCACUCAUCGCCUCCGCAUGGGCCUCGCUGGUGCACCUGGGUGAGGAGGGCCUACUGGCCGCCACCGCCCGCAUCAUGGCGGCACGCGACGAGCUGGUCCGCGGCAUCAGCUCUCACGUGCCGGAGCUGGAGGUGAUUGGCGAGCCGGAGAUGGGCGUGGUGGCCUUCCGCGCGCGGCCCGGCCACCCCGCCCGCCUCAACGUGUACGUGCUCAACGACCACCUCACCAAACAGGGCUGGCACAUGAAUGCGUUGCAGAACCCUCCGGCGCUGCACUUCUGCUUCACCUACAUGAACAGCGCCGUGGCGCCGCAGCUGGUGGCGGCGCUGCGCGCGGCCGCCGACGCCCUGGCCGCCGCCGGCCCCGCCGCCCGCGCCGCCGCCGCGCAGGACGGCAGCGCGCCGCUGUACGGCAUGUCCAACGUCAGCCCCGACCGCGGCAUGAUCGGCGAGUUCCUGGUGGCCUACCAGGACGUCAUGCUCAUGCCGUGAGGCGGCCGGGAGCGGAGGAGGGAGGAGGUCGGCGGGCGGGAGCGAGGGGGGAUAUGGCCGUAUUUCGUGAGGCGGGCGGGCGGGCGGGCGGGCGGGGGGAGGGGGCGGCGGGAGCGGAUGGUGCGCGUGCUGCUGGGGGCCGUGACGGCGCGAUUGUUGUGGAGGUGUGAUGCCGUGGUGGGGCCUGAGAGAUGUGGGGGCUGUGGGAAAUGUGUAAGGAUUGGUGCGGGAUUGUAGACUGGUUGGUGUGAAAGAGUUGUCGGGGCGAGCGGGAGCGGGCAGGAGUGAGGCGCGUGGACAUCGGGGUUGUCAGAGGCAAAUACACGCGGCACGAACGGGGUGCGUGGCGCCGUCCCUGUGGGAGGCAGGGCGACAUGGCCUGGACGGGGCUGGAUGCGGCUGCUGCGGCUGUGGCUUGGCGCCUCUGUAAAAUCUGGCAGGC
Molecule: messenger RNA, 2328 nt
Organism: Chlamydomonas reinhardtii
Lineage: Eukaryota; Viridiplantae; Chlorophyta; Chlorophyceae; Chlamydomonadales; Chlamydomonadaceae
Exons: 12
Coding region: 36-1886 (616 amino acids)
Biological process (GO): sphingolipid catabolic process; carboxylic acid metabolic process
Cellular component (GO): endoplasmic reticulum
Molecular function (GO): pyridoxal phosphate binding; sphinganine-1-phosphate aldolase activity
Source: RefSeq, a predicted model, not a curated record